Messenger RNA from Sphenostylis stenocarpa, 1257 nucleotides. The record is from the annotation of a GenBank genome assembly. Lineage: Eukaryota; Viridiplantae; Streptophyta; Magnoliopsida; Fabales; Fabaceae.
AUGAGUAGCAAAGGCAAAGAGGUAGAGGGGAUUAAGAGGAUUGUGAUCCACGGAGGUCAAUACGUGCAAUACAACUUGUACGGAAACUUGUUCGAGGUCUCCUCCAAGUAUGUCCCUCCGAUUCGCCCUAUCGGAAGAGGCGCAUACGGCAUCGUUUGUGCUGCUGUUAAUUGCGAUACGCACGAGGAAGUUGCCAUCAAAAAGAUUGGCAACGCCUUUGACAACAUCAUUGACGCUAAACGGACUUUAAGGGAGAUUAAGCUCCUUCGCCACAUGGACCAUGAAAAUAUAAUUGGUAUUAGGGAUAUCAUACGACCUCCCAGAAAGGAUGCCUUUAAUGAUGUUUACAUUGUUUAUGAAUUGAUGGACACUGACCUUCACCAGAUCAUCCGUUCUGACCAACCUCUUAACCAUGACCACUGUCAGUACUUUCUAUAUCAGCUGUUACGGGGGCUGAAAUAUGUGCACUCUGCUAGUGUCUUGCACCGCGAUCUUAAGCCCAGUAAUUUGCUUCUGAAUGCGAACUGUGAUCUUAAAAUUGCUGACUUUGGUUUGGCAAGGACAACAUCUGAAACGGAUUUCAUGACGGAGUAUGUGGUCACCCGGUGGUACCGUGCCCCGGAAUUGCUCCUCAAUUGUUCGGAGUACACUUCUGCAAUUGACGUUUGGUCUGUUGGUUGCAUAUUUGGUGAGAUUUUGACAAGAGAACCCUUGUUUCCUGGGAAAGAUUAUGUUCAUCAACUGAGACUUAUAACGGAGUUAUUAGGUUCACCUGAUGAUGCUAGUCUUGAAUUUCUCCGAAGCGAAAAUGCCAAAAGAUAUGUUCGACAGCUUCCAUCAUAUAGAAAGCAAAAUUUCUCGGCUAGAUUCCCAAAUAUGUCUCCUGAGGCAUUGGAUUUACUAGAGAAGAUGCUUAUCUUUGAUCCCAACAAACGCAUUACAGUUGAUGAAGCCCUAUGUCACCCAUAUCUUAAAUCACUUCAUGACAUCAAUGAUGAACCAGUUGGUCCUGGGAAAUUCAAUUUUGAUUUUGAGCAGCCAACAUGCACUGAAGAGCACAUCAAGGAGCUAAUCUGGAGGGAAUCAGUGAAGUACAAUCCUGAUCCACCCAGUCAUCGCUGGCAAAACUGGAUCCAUCGUUGGGUUGUUUGCAUGAACUGUGACAUUCCCUUUGAACUGUCACGCAUAUGGAAGGCAAAUGCGUCAUCUUCUCUAGUCCCUGAAAUUGCAAUAUAUUGCACAAUUCGCACCCGUUGA